CAGGGUUGAUGCUCUGGUAGUUUAUUUAUACAGACGAUAGACGGUGAAUCUUUUUGGAAAUAUUUGAGUACGUCAAAAAGUCUGAUCUUCUGAGAAAGGAGGAAAGGGAGGAGGUAUAGCCUAGCUAACAACUUUUUACACAUAAACGCAUAGAUAACGAGUACCGUGUGUAAUUAUAGGAAGUACUAGCUCCGGUUAUAUACUUUCAUCACUAAGGGUGCGCAUAAAAUGUUUAGAAAGACUCUAUGGUCCUACUCUAGAGUCAUGAUUGGGCAUCCUACAACACUUUUACUGGGCAAUAAGGGAGGUACACCCAAGCGGAAGAAAAACCCCAUGCAAUUACGUCGAAAGGUGUAUGGAAUUCACUUUAAGGAGCGUUAUUUAAAGCUUGAGGAGUGGUAUUAUUGCCCGAUAUGCUCUGAGCCCAAAAGGCAAGGGGAGUGGUGCCGUCGAGAGGAAUGUAGGCAAAUAAAACCAUAAAGAGCAGGUUUGCAGGGCUUGAAAGGAGGCAACUGAGUGGGAAAAUAUGAAUAUACGUUUUGGGAAUUCUUAACUUAAUUCACACAAAAGUACUUAACACAAACUUACUAUAUUUGCCUUGUUUUUUUAUGUGGUGGAAUAUCGAUCUAUUAAUAUGCACAAUGGUUAACCCUUUUUGGCGUGUGCUUUGAUGAGUUAAAGCGGAUUUGGGCCAUUAAAGCUAUCGUCAAUAACACUAAACGAAAGGCAAGCACAGUUUUGCUAUUUUUGUGAAAUUGAAUUUAGUUAUUUUUAUUUCCGUUAUAUGCCCAUACUUGCUUUUUCUUGAUACCUUUCUU
Phytomonas sp. Hart1 is the source of this 818-nucleotide messenger RNA. The record is from the annotation of a GenBank genome assembly. Lineage: Eukaryota; Euglenozoa; Kinetoplastea; Trypanosomatida; Trypanosomatidae.